AUGUGCUAUAUCCUAUCCGGCACGGCAGUGGAGGCGAAUCUUCGGGGACAGUGGACACAGAGAUGGGCGAACCUCCGCGACAGGGCGGGCAAAUUGGGGAACCCAGCCGAGACGAUCCGAUACCUUCAUAUAAUCCGGAACAUUCAUCGCGCAGCGUUUGACCUUGCGCGGACAGAGUUGCGGGGCUUGGGCGCAUACGACGCCGACUACGCCCAAGAACGACGCCAACAGAUCUUAUACAGCAUCUUUGAUGACGUGUAUGGAGCGGAGGAUUACAUGCUCGUCGAGGAGCUUACCCCUGUAAUGAGCAGGCAACCCCCUGCCUAG
Chaetomium globosum CBS 148.51 is the source of this 327-nucleotide messenger RNA. RefSeq lists its product as uncharacterized. NCBI's taxonomy places the organism in Eukaryota, Fungi, Ascomycota, Sordariomycetes, Sordariales, Chaetomiaceae. The record is from RefSeq and is a predicted model, not a curated record. The coding region runs from base 1 to 327 and encodes 108 amino acids. The transcript is spliced from 2 exons.